Phaethon lepturus (White-tailed tropicbird) is the source of this 705-nucleotide messenger RNA. RefSeq names its product REC114 meiotic recombination protein (gene REC114). The transcript is spliced from 6 exons. The record is from RefSeq and is a predicted model, not a curated record. The annotation marks the transcript as partial. Lineage: Eukaryota; Metazoa; Chordata; Aves; Phaethontiformes; Phaethontidae.
ACAACGUGGCCCUUGAAGCGCUACGGCCGCUUCCUACCCCCGACGGACAGCGACGAUGAAGGGCAAAACACCUCCUCUUGGAAGGUUUUUGAAUCAAAUGAAGAGUCAGGCCAUCUUAUCCUUACCAUUGUUGUAUCUGGCCAUUUCUUUAUUUCCCAGGGGCGAACAGUACUGGAAGGCUUUUCAUUAAUUGAUUCCCACAAGUGGUUAAAAAUAGUAAGAAGAGCAGACUGCCUGCUGCUCUGCGCACAGUCAAAGCAGAAUGAAUGCCGCAUGUUUCGUGUUCAGUUUGGUGGAGAUUCAAAAGAACAGAUGCUGGAACACUGCUGCUGUUGCGUUCAGAAACUUGCAGAGUACGUACCAGUUCACAUAACUGAUGAGCAAAGCCAGCAGCUCUACCACAGUCUCGGUCAGCUGGCUAAUGGUGAAAAUCAAGUGAAGGACACUGAACAAAAUCCAUCAGUGCUAUAUACACCAGAUGAGCCUCUACCAGAUUCCUGCACAAGCCUUGGAGAAAGAAGAUCUGUAACGCAGCUAGCACAGUCUGUGCUGAAAAAGAAGUCUGAGCUCCCCCUCGUGUAUCGGCAUGCAGCGUGGCGUGCACAAGAGCUGGGGCCCUUCAUCCGCUUGUGUCUUAUGGAUCAGAAUUUCCCAGCUUUUGUGGAAGAUGUGGAGAAGGAAUUGAAAAAACUCACAGAAGGUUGA